Penaeus vannamei (Pacific white shrimp) is the source of this 664-nucleotide messenger RNA. Lineage: Eukaryota; Metazoa; Arthropoda; Malacostraca; Decapoda; Penaeidae. The record is from RefSeq and is a predicted model, not a curated record.
UACUGAAGAAGACGUGGAAGACGUGGUGUAAUUCAUUGUCUUUUUUUCUUAUUUUGUUUGGAUUUAUUGUUGAACAGAAAAGAGAGAACGAGAAAAAAAUGUACUCACAGAAGACAGUAAUAUACUUGAUGAUGGCCGGUCUCUGCCUCGAGAACGCUCUGACCUCGUCUAUUGUCGACGCUAAGGGAAACGAACCAGAAGCUGAUAACGAGUGGCCGUUCCUGCAGAGCUUUCUGAAGGAAUCCUUGGUUUACACCAGUGGAAUUGAAGAAGUUGUCACUAGGUUUGCAAAACAUCUCACACAAGAUGAGAGAUUCAGAUUGGAAAAUGCGGCCAUGGAGCUGGUUCUAAUGAUUCAGAACAAUAACCUGAGGCUUUACGGAGCACUGAGUGACUUGUAUAUGAUUAAGAAGGUCAUCUAUCCACAUCUAGACGAACAAGGACAAGAUGUUUUAGACAGAACUGAAGAGGUGAUUCUUUCCCUGCUCCAAAUUUUUGGAGUAACAAUCUAAAUUAAGAAAGUAAUGUGUGCUUGCUGUUUUGUAAGUAAAAGUUAUAUCAAACUAUGAGAGAAAUAUAUUAAGAAAUGAUAAGUAGUAACCGAGAUAUUCCUAGAUACUAAUUUGUUUUUCUAUUUGUUAAGAAAAAAUGGUACAGAAAUUAA